Molecule: messenger RNA, 2583 nt
Organism: Knipowitschia caucasica
Lineage: Eukaryota; Metazoa; Chordata; Actinopteri; Gobiiformes; Gobiidae
Source: the annotation of a GenBank genome assembly
AUGCGUCCCAUGAGCACCGUUUCGGACGGCCCUGCUCCUCCUGAACACACCACCUCCCCCUUCCCUCUUGUGGGCCCCCUGUCUGCCUCAGAGAUGUCCCUGCUCCAGUCGCUGGGCCCAGUGCAGAGCUGGCUCGGCCAGGAGCUGGAGAAGUGCGGGAUCGAUGCCAUGAUCUACACCCGCUAUGUCCUCAGCCUCCUUCUGCACGAUAGUUAUGACUAUGAUCUGCAGGACCAGGAGAACGACAUCUUCUUGGGCUGGGAGAAGAGUGCUGGGAAGAAGUGGGGCAAGAGUAAGAAGAAAGGUGUGUCCGACCUGAGUCUGGAGGAAAUGAAGAAACAGGCUGCUGUCCAAUGCCUCCGCUCUGCUUCUGAUGAAAACUCUGGAAUUGAAAACUUGGUUGAGGAGCUCUGCUGUAAACUAAAGGACAUCCAGAACAAACAGAAAGAAGCCAAGCAGAUCCAAAAGAAAUCUGAUGGCGCUCCAAUACCAGAGCCUUCGGACUCGCCCACCUCAAAAGACCAGGUGGAAAUGUAUUAUGAAGCCUUUCCUCCACUGUCAGAGAAACCAGUUUGUCUUCAGGAGAUCAUGACAGUUUGGAAUAAAACAAAGGCCUGUGCAUAUUCAAGUUCAUCAUCAGCAGCACCGCAGACCAGCACGGACACUUCCUCUCCCAAAGAUUGUAACAGUGAUGGUGAGGCAGGAAAAGAACAACAUUUGGAGGCAUGUGGUUCCAUGAACAUCAUCCCAACGUUGAAAAGUCAACAUCGACGAAGCAAGAAGGAGAAGGAGAACCGAUACCAUAGCGGGGCAGCAGCAGAGGAGCGGCCGUCUAAGAAGCAGAUCAGACACAGAUCUGAGGGGAAGUACAGGCCGCGAUCGUGGUCUUCUGGCUCCAGUGAGGCAGGUUCCAGCUCCAGUGGCAAUCAGGGAGAGGUCAAGACAUCCAGGAGCAAAGCAGUCCGGGUCCGGCACAAGUCCAGGGAGGCCAUCAGGAACAGGAGAUCCCGCAACAGCGCACAGACCAAGACCCAGGUGAAGUUCUCAGACGAUAGAAGAAACUUGGGGAGCAGCAGCAGUGCUAAUGGAGGCGCUGUCAAACCUCCACAGCUUUACAAAAGAGGAAAAAGACAGCUGAAAGAGAGCCGCAAACAUCCAGGCUGGGGGGAAGCAAAAGAGUGUGCACUGGAGAGUCGGAAAGAAUACAUGGAAGAGCCUCUUUGUUGUCUAGAGGUACAAGCAAAAGAGGCUCCGCUUCAGGGGCCUCAGAAAAAGGCUGUGCAGCGCUCAGAGUAUCACUUGUGGGAGGGAAACAAAGAUGAGCAAGACUUGGCCAAAAACAAACUCUCCAAGGUCAAUAACUCUGGAGAUUACAUGACGCCGUCCAAGCCCUGGGGUGUCCAGACUGACAGAGAGAACUCGUCCUUCAUUUUAGGAGGGGUGUAUGGAGAGUUGAAGAGCGUAAGUUCUGAUAAGAGCUGGGCUGUGGUUCCACCGACUCCAGGUCAGCCGAGCCUCCUCAAGUGUGCUGCAGCUACUUCCGGCUCAGACAUGCUCACCAUUACUGGCACUGAUGUCUUCAUGAACACAAGCAGCUGCUUUGCCCCAGGACACCGGCCCCUGUGGAGGCCUCUAGUGUCUUUCGGCCACAGAGACCAGGCUAUACGAGGAGGUGGUGAUGCCAUAAAUAAGGGAUUCUCUUUCAUCUUCCAUGAAGAUUUGCUUGGGACAUGCGGAGGACUGUAUGCAGAGGAUCAGAGUUUGGGAUACCCUUUCGCACCCUUCAACCUAAACAAUCCCUUCUCCAAAGUGCUCCAUGUUGAGUGUUCGUUUGAGCCUGAGGAAAUGGCUUCAUUUAGCCCAGGGUUUAAACCCAAGUCCAUUCUCUGCUCAGACUCUGAGAAUGAAGCUUUCCACUCCCGCAUCUAUGGCAUCAAUCAAACACAGUACAGAGCUAUCCGCAUUUCCCCCCGCACUCAUUUCCGCCCCAUCUCGGCCUCAGAGCUGUCCCCUGGAGAAGUGAGUGAUUCCGAGGCUGAAAUGGACAAAGAGGAGACGAGCUUACCUGCCGUGGCUCCAGUUGAUGUCUUUGAUGAUCCCCAAGCAGACCUCAAACCUCUGGAGGAUGAUGCUGAAUGCGAGGGCCCUUAUUAUGGCAAGUCAGAACUGGAAUCUGGUAAAUUCUUACCAAGAUUAAAAAAGUCUGGCAUGGAGAAGAGUGCCCAGACCUCUUUGGAUUCUCAGGAGGGCUCCAACUCCCUCUUGCCCAUUGCUGAGCAAGAAAUCUGCCCAGACAUCACCACAUCUGCAGCGACUGGAGAUGGAGAGGCUUACACCCCAGUCUUGAAGAUGAAUAAAGGGGAAUCUUCAGGAGAAAAGCAGUCCAGCCUGUGUGCUUCAACCAGUCACAUCCCAAAGUAUGGGAUUGCUUAUGACUUUGUUGGAGAUCUGCCAGAGUUCCCUGUGUUGAAUAUAGGAGCACAAGGAGGUACUGGCAACCACCAGGAGGAGCGCUGGUGGCAGAACACUCUUUGUUCCCCAAUCUUUCCUGGAUCUCAGUGUUCAGGAAGCAGCAACAUUUGA